UUCUGCUGAGCUGAUCACUGGUUCCGAUACCACCAUCAUCAUCAUCAUCAUCAUCAUCAGAUCACCCUGUCUUUUCAGCUAUGACGUCAAAACAAACAACCCCACGUGACCUCCUGGUUCGGGCUGCUCAGAGUGGGUUGUGUCCUGCGUGUCCGGGGCGGUUCUGGUUUUAGACAGGCUGGGCUGAACCCCAGUUUAAACACCCGAACCGGUUCUGAUGGUUCUGCUGCUGAAAUGAGAGCGUUCGGAUCCAGAGGGACUUUCGGGCGUCACGUUCACGCGUGGAGCCUUUUCCACGAUGGGACGGAUACCUCUGUCCUAGGCUGAAGGACCGGACCCGGGUUCGGUUCUGGGGAAAGUUUGGAGCAGAACUUUGGGAAGAAUGAAGCCGAGAGACGCGCUGCGUGUCUGGCUGCUGAUCCUGGCUGCAGAGUCCAGCCGUGGGCUCCCCGCGGACCGGAACACGGAGUCCAGUCCUCAGAUCAGAGCUGAGGAGCAACCAGAUCAUCCCAGCCAGGAAAAGCUGCUGCAGAUGCUUCCUCCUCCAUCUUCCUCCACUUCCACACACCGCUGGGCUCAGCGGCAGGACCUCCACCCAUCACCUGCACCCGAGGGGGAGGAGCCUGGAGCCUUCAUCCUGGACCUGAGGAACUUCCCUGAUCUGGCCAAGGCUUAUGUGAGCUCCCAGAAUCCCAGCAUCCAGGUGACCAUCGAGGUGAUGGAGGACUCCCAGACCGAGGUGGAGAUGGACCUGGCCAAGGAGAACCAGCGCAGCGAUUGGUCCGUGUCGCCGUCUGAGUGGAUGAAGCUGUUCUGGCCGCUAUUCUGGGGGAGCGGGCCGGCAGGAACCGGACCUGAGGACUACGGCUACGACCCGACGGACGCUGUGCUGGGUGGAGUGGGAGCAGACGGCUGGAGCGAAGACGGGGAGGACAAAGGCGGCUUUGAGAAUGAAGAGUGGAGCGACUGGGCCCCGUGCAGCGCCACCUGCGGACCGGGAUCUCAAAAACGGACGCGGCCCUGCGGCUACGGCUGCACAGCAACAGAAUCGCGCACGUGUGACCUGCAGAGCUGUUCCAGCGCUGCGGUCUCAGACACCGAGGCGACGUCGCCCCACCGGUUCAACAACACCGACUCCAGCGUGGACAGCUGUGAAAAGUGGCUGAGCUGCAGGACCGAGUUCCUCCAGAAGUACCUCCAGCAGGUGCUGACCCAGCUGCCCUCUUGCCCCUGCUCCUACCCCUCCGAGGCCGUCUACGGCGCCAUCAGCGUCCCGGACCGCAGGCUGCGCAGGACGUACCGCUGGAGAGACGCCAGCGGACCCAAAGAACGGCUGGACAUCUACAAACCUUCGGCCCGGUUCUGCGUCCGCUCCAUGCUGUCCUACGACGGCCCGACGCUGGGGGCGCAGCACUGCUGCUACGACAACCAGAUGAGGCUGAUCACACGCGGCAAAGGCGCCGGAACGCCGGACCUGAUCGGCGCCGAGUUCUCCCCGGAGCUGCACUACCAGGUGGACGUCCUGCCCUGGAUCCUGUGCAAAGGAGACUGGAGCCGGUUCCACUCGGCCAGGCCGCCCAACAACGGGCUGACCUGCCCGGAGAACCCGGCCGAACCGGCGUUCCAGAUGGAGCUCAGAGAGGCCCGAGAGUACUGAAGGCCGGUUCCGAGAGACAGAACCAUCCGUCCAAACCUGAGCAGCUGUCUGUGUGUGUGUGUGUGUGUGUGUGUGUGUGUGUGUGUGUGUGUGUGUGUGUGUGUGUGUAGGAGCUUAUUUAUUAUCCAGGGAACAUUUCCUAUCAUAGAGUGGCUGAACAGGAAGCAUAUUCUGUGAACUGUAAAAUGUCUAUUAUUAUUAUGAGUGAAAAUAAGUCAGCGUCACAUAACACAAUAAUACUUGAAACAAAAAUAUGAAUUGUACUUCAAGCUCUUUUAUUUUUAUUACCACUGCUGCUAAAAUAACUAAUCAUUAUACUACAUACAACAUUUUUUUCAAGUUAUUUUAUUAUGUAAACCCAAACAAACUAGAAUAAAUUCUGGCAACAUUUUCCUGUUCAAUGCUUUGCUUCUUGGAGCCCUGACGUUAGCCCUGACGUUAGCCAGGCUACGUGCUCUGUUAGCCCUGACGUUAGCCCUGACGUUAGCCCUGACGUUAGCCAGGCUGCGUGCUCUGUUAGCCCUGACGUUAGCCCUGACGUUAGCCCUGACGUUAGCCAGGCUGCGUGCUCUGUUAGCCCUGACGUUAGCCCUGACGUUAGCCAGGCUGCGUGCUCUGUUAGCUCUGACGUUAGCCCUGACGUUAGCCCUGACGUUAGUCCUGAGGUUAGCCCUGACGUUAGCCCUGACGUUAGCCAGGCUGCGUGCUCUGUUAGCCCUGACGUUAGCCAGGCUGCGUUCUCUGUUAGCCCUGACGUUAGCCCUGAAGUUAGCCCUGACUUUAGUCCUGACUUUAGCCCUGACGUUAGCCAGGCUGCGUGCUCUGUUAGCCCUGACGUUAGCCCUGACGUUAGCCAGGCUGCGUGCUCUGUUAGCCCUGACGUUAGCCAGGCUGCGUGCUCUGUUAGCCCUGACGUUAGCCCUACGUUAGCCCUGACGUUAGCCAGGCUGCGUGCUCUGUUAGCCCUGACGUUAGCCCUGACGUUAGCCCUGACGUUAGCCAGGCUACGUGCUCUGUUAGCCCUGACGUUAGCCCUGACGUUAGCCAGGCUGCGUGCUCUGUUAGCCCUGACGUUAGCCCUGACGUUAGUCCUGAGGUUAGCCCUGACGUUAGCCCUGACGUUAGCCAGGCUGCGUGCUCUGUUAGCCCUGACGUUAGCCAGGCUGCGUUCUCUGUUAGCCCUGACGUUAGCCCUGAAGUUAGCCCUGACUUUAGUCCUGACUUUAGCCCUGACGUUAGCCAAGCUGCGUGCUCUGUUAGCCCUGACGUUAGCCCUACGUUAGCCCUGACGUUAGCCAGGCUGCGUGCUCUGUUAGCCCUGACGUUAGCCAGGCUGCGUGCUCUGUUAGCCCUGACGUUAGCCCUGACGUUAGCCAGGCUGCGUGCUCUGUUAGCCCUGACGUUAGCCCUAACAUUAGCCCUGACGUUAGCCCUGACGUUAGCUAUGCUGCGUGCUCUGUUAGCCCUGACGUUAGUCGGGUAAGUUUCCUUCGUAGACAAAUUUGCAAGUAGAAUCCAUGAAUAAACUGACAAAAACAACUUCAACCUUUCAGUUCAAUUCUUCCGAUUCUCACUUCCGAUCUGCAUCAUGACUCUUUGAAUGAUUAAGUGACGUAGUUGCAAAGGGUCAAUACUUGGUAUCCUCUUUGUCAUCAACGCUGUUUUAACCUGAACAAUGUGAUAUUAUCUGGAAGCCAUCUGGCUAAUGGCUCAAGGCUUCGUCUCAAAUAAAUACGAAUCUAUCUGAAUAAAAGAACAACACUAAUGUGUGUGUUGAUAACUGUAUGAAAAAAAGAUCUGUCAUAUUAUCCUCAGUAAAAUGCUUGGCUCCCUCUUAUCACCUGCAGAACGAGAUUUCUGGAGCCGCCCUGGUGACGGCUCACAAACUAGAAAAUACAAUUCAAAGAAAGCAUGCUGUCCUCUACUUAGUGCGGCGUGUCACUAAAAUUAUGUACCUAAACAAAACAACAAAUGAAACGUUGGUUUCACUCCAGAAACAUUUGUGUAACAUAACCACUAUGUUUGUUUCUUUUUGGAGUAAAUAUAUUAAAAAGUAAAAGUAGCAACCCGUCUUGUAGAACAGUUGUGAUUUUGGGAGAUAUGGGACUCCUUUACGGACAAAAUUUUCAUAUAUAAGGAACGGGAAUAUUUGGACAAUGAAUUAUUAAUUUUGGGUGCUGAUUCAACCCAACUGAUGGGAAUUUGUCCUAAAAUUGUUUUUGGUUUACUGAUCUAUAGAUCAGGAUAACUAUCAUUAAUUCUUUCUACUGUUUUUUUUUUUAAAUAAAUAAUGGUUGGUAAAAAUCUA
Poeciliopsis prolifica (blackstripe livebearer) is the source of this 3965-nucleotide messenger RNA. Its product is annotated as isthmin-2-like. The coding region runs from base 383 to 1657 and encodes 424 amino acids. The record is from RefSeq and is a predicted model, not a curated record. The transcript has 6 exons. NCBI's taxonomy places the organism in Eukaryota, Metazoa, Chordata, Actinopteri, Cyprinodontiformes, Poeciliidae.